This is a messenger RNA of Ambispora leptoticha, 1278 nucleotides long. Lineage: Eukaryota; Fungi; Glomeromycota; Glomeromycetes; Archaeosporales; Ambisporaceae. The record is from the annotation of a GenBank genome assembly.
AUGGAGCCAGAAGAAAAGAAGAAACUUAAGUUUCUCGAUAAAGAACUUCGUUUGCUCACCGAUGUGAUAAUCCAGUAUGAGCAUCAUCUGGUGUACGUCCGCGAAGGCGAGUUUCUGAAGGAUGCUGGUCUCACAUGCUUUGCAUUAAUGACACUUAUGAAAGAAUUGCCAACACAGGAGUUAGUCCAAGUGCCGAACAGCGGCGCCGUUACGUUAAGCAUCGGCAAGUUAAACAAUAUCAUUAAGUGUUUGGCAAAGAACACCGGUGAAAGGUCUCAACAGUUAUUUGACAGCCUCAAGAGUUUGUUACGGAUGGACGCUGGAUGCCAGAUUCAAUUGCCUAACGGAAAAGUGUUGAGUAUUUUCGGUCCAACCAAGGAUUACAAAUGCCCAGAAACGUGGUUGCAAUCCGUGGUACGGCAGGCCAACGCGCUCGUCCGUUAUACACAGAGCGAUUUAGGGUUCAAGUCAUCGCACAUACUCGCAAUUGCAUUAUUAAUAUUUAUGGUAUCCUGGUCGAUCGCCGAUAUGUGGGAGGUUAAAGACGAAUGCAGGAACAUGCAAGACCUGACUGAGACCGACAAGCGCGAGUACCUUGAAUUCCUUAACAAUAUGGAUGCGAUUUUAACCGAAAUUUGCAACGAGCUGAACUCUGGAUGUCAUGCUCGUCUUGACGGACUUUUUCGAACCUUGAUUGAUGAAACAACAAAACUUAUCAGCAAGAUUGACAUAUCGCAAAGGAAAAUCGAGGAAAAUAUCGAAAAAUUAAAGAAGAAAGAGUCAAAUCGUGCUCUCUUUCGCGAUGCACUUUUUGGGGUCAGCGGAUUCGCUUUCUUCUUUACAUGGAAUUAUUGGAAAACUAUGAGUGUGGCCCAGCGGGCAGCCAGCGUAUUAGGCAGCGGAGCGGUUGCUGGUGGUGCGGUCACCAUGAUGAUAUCAGUGUACACGCUGACGCAAGCACUAAAUAAGCAAGCAGAAGUCUUGAAGAAUUUGAAGGAAUUGAAUACACAACUCUCAAAGAUCCAGGAUUACCUAGAGAAUCUAGAAUACGAACCAGCAGAUCAUGUGGUUAUUCUUAUCCAAUUUGAAGAUCCCGCGUAUUGUAAUUAUUGGGAAAAUUGCACUGGCUACUCCGAAACAGGAGGGGGCGGAGGCGGCGGAGGUGGCGACGGCGGUGGAAACAGAGGUGGCGAAAAUAAGGCUAACGUAGGUCCUUACGGAAAUGCUCACGGAAUUGAUUACGGGCGGUUUACAAGAAAUUCUAAUGUAAUUCAAUAA